Messenger RNA from Drosophila erecta, 1711 nucleotides. RefSeq names its product high-affinity glucose transporter HXT2 (gene Srg2). Gene Ontology annotation, biological process: transmembrane transport. Lineage: Eukaryota; Metazoa; Arthropoda; Insecta; Diptera; Drosophilidae. The record is from RefSeq and is a predicted model, not a curated record. Gene Ontology annotation, cellular component: membrane. Gene Ontology annotation, molecular function: transmembrane transporter activity.
GCCAGUUUCAAAUCGACCUCAAACGGAGCAGGUUGUCUUCGUACCGGAGUGAAAUACAUACGAGUACAACGCAAUCGGAGAUGCAGAACGAUAAGCUUGCCCCACCGCCAAUAGGCUUCUAUCCUCCAUCAGCACAGCAAGGACACCCUCAGCCAGGACAUCCGCAACACAUCACGCCGGCAGAGACCUACGGAGGCAGUGCCCCACCACCACCUGCAAUGCCUCCGAGGGAUCCACCCACCAGAGUGGAUCCACCAGCACGCGAAGGAUGCUUCCAGCGCAACAGGAAGAACAAACCGCAAUCCAAUGCUGUGGGCUCGGCUGGUCUCAUCUUCAUCUCAGGAGGAAUGAACAUAGCGUGGGCGAUUGGCUUUCGAGGACCAAUUAUGUACCAAUCCACCAAGCACAAUUAUAUUGCCUGGUUCAUAGGCGCUAUUAUUGGAGCCUUGCUUACGAUGGCGCUCACCAACAAGCUGGCCAAAAAAUAUAUUCUGCAAUUUUCCUCAGUCCUGGUGACCAUCGGCGGAUUGAUUAUUGCCUGCACCCAUAAUAAUGGAGCUGGAACCACAGCAGCUUGUUACCUAGAUGGUAUUGCCAAUGGUCUGGUAUUUGCCCCAUUUAUGGCCUUAGUCGGAGAGGUUUCCGUACCCUAUAUGAGGGGCGUGACCAGUGCGUCCUUAGAGCAACUGUGCUUUGCAUUCGGUAUAUUUCUUCAGAUCCUUUAUGUGUCGAGUUGGACGUAUUCUACGUAUAUAUCAUACAAUGCUUUUACGUCCGAGAAUAUGAAAGGUUUGGUGAGCACUAUCCUCGGCGUUUUUGCGCUUAUUAUGGGCUCCUUUAUGACCAUCGAAUCUCCGGUUUUGAUGCUGGCCAACAACGAAGAACAGGCGGCCAUUGACGCACUGCGUCGUCUGCAAAAGCCUGCGGUUCUAACCGAGGAAACUUACGAGCUGCUGGCGGAGCACAAACGUUACUUGGCCUACAACAAGAACAUGUCGAAGGGUGAAAGCAUUUCCAAAGCCCUGCCCACAUUCAUCCGACUUGCAUACCUACGAGCCCUGAAUGCGAUGAGCAUCUCCACCUUUGUGUUCAUCACUUAUGGGAUUGCGAUCAUUAACUCCCCCAAUGGAUUAGCAAAUGCGAAGCCCUCGUUUAUAGGAUUCGCCUUAUGCCGCUGGCUGGGAACCCUUAUCCCAUCCUUCUGCAUGGAGUCCUUGGGCCGAAAGAAGCCCGCUGUUUUUGGCCUGCUCGUGAGCUGCGGUUUGGCCUUCGCCGUGGGUUCGCAGUACAAUUUGUAUGCGUAUAUGGACCAAGUGAAAGUAUUGCUGAUGGUCUUCGAGUUCUUUGCGGGAAUGGCCUUCUCGUCCAACUCGGCAUACCUGGCAGAGGCAUAUCCCAUGGGUGUUAAGCAGCACUUUAUCGGUUUCACUUUCAUUACCGAAAUAUUUGUCUUCCUCAUCAUAAACAUCUGUGACUUUAAUUUAACACAGGGGUACAGCUACUUCUAUGCCGUGGGAGCCAUGUACCUGGCGGGAUUCAUUCUCGGGGUCCUUACUCUGCCGGAGACAAGGGGGAUGACCUUGCGUGGCGCCCAGGAGCAGUUCAGUAGCUUCGUAAAUUUCCGCUUUUAAAUUUCAGAGCAAUUUCAGAUUAACAACAACUAUUUCGACUAUUAAACAGCAGGAGGUCAAAGGCCUCUGUAUUCAAUAAG